Molecule: messenger RNA, 4074 nt
Organism: Sorex araneus (European shrew)
Lineage: Eukaryota; Metazoa; Chordata; Mammalia; Eulipotyphla; Soricidae
Gene: UBE2N
Product: ubiquitin conjugating enzyme E2 N
Exons: 4
Coding region: 126-584 (152 amino acids)
Source: RefSeq, a predicted model, not a curated record
GGCGGCGGCGGCGGGCGCGGCGGGCGCGGCAACGUCCCCCGGAAGUGGAGCCCGGGACUUCCACUCGUGCGUGAGGCGAGCGGAGCCGGAGAGCAGAGCCGAAGCCGAACUCGGGUGCUGACAAGAUGGCCGGGCUGCCCCGCAGGAUCAUCAAGGAAACCCAGCGUUUGCUGGCAGAACCAGUUCCUGGCAUUAAAGCAGAACCAGAUGAGAGCAACGCCCGUUAUUUUCAUGUGGUCAUUGCUGGCCCCCAGGAUUCCCCCUUUGAGGGAGGGACUUUUAAACUUGAACUAUUCCUUCCAGAAGAAUACCCAAUGGCAGCCCCUAAAGUACGUUUUAUGACCAAAAUUUAUCAUCCUAAUGUAGACAAGUUGGGAAGAAUAUGUUUAGAUAUUUUGAAAGAUAAGUGGUCCCCAGCUCUGCAGAUCCGCACAGUUCUGCUAUCGAUCCAGGCUUUGUUAAGUGCUCCCAAUCCAGAUGAUCCAUUAGCAAAUGAUGUAGCGGAGCAGUGGAAGACCAACGAAGCCCAAGCCAUAGAAACAGCUAGAGCAUGGACUAGGCUAUAUGCCAUGAAUAAUAUUUAAAUCGAUCUGAUCAUCAAGUGUGCAUCACUUCUCCUGUUCUGCCAAGACUUCUUCCUUUUUUGUUUGCAUUUAAUGGACACAGUCUUAGAAACAUUACAGAAUAAAAGCCCAGACAUCUUCAGUCCUUUGGUGAUUAAAUGCACAUUAGCAAAUCUAUGUCUUGUCCUGAUUCACUGUUGUAAAAGCAUGAGCAGAGGCUAGAAGUAUCAUCUGGAUUGUUGUGAAACGUUUAAAAGCAGUGGCUCUCACUGCUUUUAUUCAUUUCCCCCAUCAUGGUUUAAGUAUAAAGCACUGUGAAUGAAGGUAGUUGUCAGGGUUAGCUGCAGGGGUGUGGGUGUUUUUAUUUUAUUUUAUUUUUUUUGGGGGGGGAAGGUAGUUUUAUAUUUUAUGGCUCCUUUCCCCCUUAUUAUGGUGAUCUAAUUGCAUUGGUUAAAAGCAGCUAACCAGUUCUUUAGAAUAUACUCUCUAGCCAAGUCUAACUUUAUUUAGACGCUGUAGAUGGACAAGCUUGAUUGUUUGAACCAAAAUGGGAACAUUAAACAAACAUCACAGCCCUCACUAAUAAGAUUGUGACUUUGCUGUCAAGUGUAGAAUCCUCCCUUCAAGAAAAAGCUUGUGACCAUUUUGUAUGGCUUGUCUGGAAACUUCUGUAAAUCUUAUGUUUUAGUAAAAUAUUUUUUGUUAUUCUACUUUGCCUUUGUAGAGUUUAUUUUACUGUGUUUAUUUCAUUUUCCCAGUGUGACAAUCGUAUUUAAAAAAUUAAAGCUGAUGGGCCAUUCUGAAAUAGAAUGGCAAAGAUGGAUUUUCCCCCCCACCGAUGCAAAUUUGUGUCACAGUAUCACUGAAUGAAUGGAGUAUUUAUAAGCUGCCCCUGAGCAUGCAUAAAGCAUCAGUAUCUGACUUCUUUUUUCAACCCCCUAGAAAUUUGAAUUAAAUGUUUUUGUGUUAUCUAAUUUAGGUGAUCUUUGGUGUCUUACCACAGUGCUUGAAAAUUACAGGAGAAUCACAACAAAGCAGAAGUUGUGACUGAGUUUCACCAUGUGUUUUGCCAUGUUUGUGUCUGGCGUUUGGGUUACAAUCUUUCCCUUAGUUCUUGUCUGAAAACUUUGUGUAGAACCAACCUCUGGUGUGUAUUUUUAGGAAACAACAUUCUGAUCAUCACUUGGCGAUUUGCUGAGCUAUUUGAGUCUUCCUUAUAUACCUGACGAGCAGAUCUCAAGCAACCAGCUGGCACUUAAGUGUCAUCACCAGAAGGGUUCCGAUGCCAGCACGACUCCUGCAGUCAAUGAAUCUUGGCAUUCAUCCCUCUAGUAUUUGUGAUGGGAGCUCCUUUUAUUUUGAUACCUGGUAAAUUGUAUCUGCAUUGAUAGAAUCUCUGCCCUCCAGAUUUUUUAAACUGUUAUUUCUCAUCACUCUUAUUCCUAAUUUUUGUCAUUUGAAAGUCAUCACUGUAGCCAGUAUGUAUAAUUGUGAACUGCAGGUUGAAAUCGUUUCUCUUGCAGUUGAAGGUAAUGGAUAUUAUGGUCCAUCUGAAUUUUCCCCACUCUUAUUCACGUAACUUCUGGAGUUUCUUCAGAAUGUGGUGUAUUUUAUUGUGUUCCUAUGUAAGAUGAAUUAUCUAUUAAAAUUACAUUUUCAACAUACAGGAGUUUUUGAUGACUGGUAACUGGUUUCCCGCCAAAUGUGCAUUGCUUGGAAACAAAUGUUAGUAUAAUUCAGUUGUCCUUUAUAACUUAGAAGGUAUUUUGGUAACCAAGGAAACAAUCUGAUUCUUGUCAGGGACCCAAAUCAAUGAAAAUUCAAGUCAUUGAAUAGAGGCGAACUUCUGUUUUCUUCUAGGUGCCACUGUUUCAAAUGAUAGUAUGAUAGUGGUUUACAGCUUAUAAAUUUCCAGACAAAUCUGUUGCACCACUAAAAUCUCAAAUAGGACUGUGAUAUCUAUUGAGUUUGUGAAUCACAAAAGUGUAGAAAUGAACUGAAUUAAUGUUAUUUCGAAUGGAUUUGUAAUUUCCAGGCAUGAUUUUUCUCCCCUUUGUUUUGGUGGGUCCCCAUUGUUCUUUUGGGUUUUCUUUCUUUUUUAAAAUAAGGUUUGCUUUCUCAUCUUGUGGGAUGAAAGAGCCAAUGUCUUGACUGGUUACUUCUCAGGGAAGAGAUCAAAGAAGCUGGCAGCAGCACCUGGAUUUUGGGCCUGCUUCCCGUGUUGCACCCAGUACUCAUUCAAUGUUGAGUAUUGAAACAAAAUAAUGCCCAUGAAAGUCUUAGCAGUCACGACCCCUCAUCAGGCAUGGCACUUGCUAGGCGCAGCAGCCACCCCAAGUAGAACUUGUCAUUCUACUCUUCUCAUUCUGCCCUGCCCGUGACCUCUAGAUAAUCCUGUUCCCUUCGAAAACCUUUGACCGAAGGAAAUUAUUUAACAAAAAUACUUAAUAUAUGCUCACCGCUAUUUUGGAGGGGGUGGUAAGAUGAAUGACCCUGCUUCCAGAGAUGCACUAUGUAGUCUUUUGAGGGGCAGGGGUGGGGCAGAUGCUGGAUAACCAACAGCUAUAGUUCAGCUUGGAGAAGAAAAGGACUUGGGGGUGAGGUAUGCCAUGGUCAGGGCAUUGUUCAGUUCACAUGGGGACAAUAGCUAGAGCUGUAGGAGAGGAAAUCAAUCUGAUAAGUAAUAACUUCUUGUAAAGUAAGCUCUGUCCAUGGAGCUUUUCUGAAAUGUUGGUGUUGAUAAGAGCCUACGUUAUCCUUAGAUUUUUAAAAUUUGGUCUUAGUCUAUUUUGCUGUGAUUUGCUGCUACACGAGAUAUUAUUAGUUCACAGAUGCUGCCUAGUAAGUAAGAUGCUAGGUCUGAAGUAAAGAGAAUUUAAUCUUUCUCUAGGUCAGAAACAUUUAAAAUUUCAGAAGCAUUUAAAACAAAUCAUUAUACAAAAGCCAGUGGUUUAAUGCUAUUAAAGGCUAGCUGUGGAAGAAAUUGAUAUCCUGUAACAGUUUUCAGUGUUCUGCUAAACUGGUGUUUGAAGAUCACUGUCCUCUUAAGACAGCCUGAAUACAAUUUUAGCUGAAUGGAAUUAAAUGUUGCUAAAGGGAUAAUGGGGAUUGGUUUCACUUUUAAGUUUUUUCUGACAGAUGGCUCAGGAAGGUGUUUUGGUUCUUUUUGUUUGGUUACUCUAGCCACAUCACUUUGGUUUUUUUUUUUUCCCCUCAUUGCAAAGGUUUAAAAAAAAAUUUCAAAAAGGUAACAGCCUUAGCUAGAAAAACUGGCCAAAAAUAAUUCUAAAAGCCAUGACCUAGUUUAUCAGUCUAUUUAAGAAAAAAUGUAAUUUAACUGGAAUAAAAUAAUGUAUUUGGGGACUGGGGCAACAUUUCAUUUAGCUCUUUAGCAUGCCUGUCUAAGGAAUUAUAUCAGGGGUUUAUUUUUAAAUGAUCACAAGAGCAAAAUAUGUUGAAUGUAAUAACUUGAAAGAAAUAUAAAGAAUAAAGACCUGUAAUCUACCACCAA